Molecule: messenger RNA, 1044 nt
Organism: Cinclus cinclus
Lineage: Eukaryota; Metazoa; Chordata; Aves; Passeriformes; Cinclidae
Gene: CCDC102B
Product: coiled-coil domain containing 102B
Exons: 4
Coding region: 1-1044 (347 amino acids)
Source: RefSeq, a predicted model, not a curated record
AUGAAUCAAAUAAUGAAUUUAGACUCCAUGGAAGAGAUAGAGGUUUUUGGGCCCCAGCGAACACAACCUGAUAAAUUAGAUAGGUGUUGGCCAUCUGGUGACCAUCGGUGUAAUUCAAAUCUUCCAUCUCAAAGUUUCUACCCAAAUUCACCUCAUUAUGCACCUAUGCAUACAAAUUACAGCAGUGAUUGGGAAAUUUUUGAAGCAGUAAAAAUUCAGGAACUGGAGGAAGUCAAAGCCAGAGCUGCCCAAAUGGAGAAGACCAUGCGCUGGUGGUCAGAUUGCACUGCUAAUUGGAGGGAGAAAUGGAGCAAAGUUAGAGGAGAAAGAAAUAAGGCACGAGAGGAAGCAAGACAAUUGAGAAUCAAAUUAGACAGUGUCAUAGAAGAGCUAAGUCUGCUUAAGAAAAUAAACCAGGAUUUAGUAAGUGAGAAGGAAAAUUUAGAAAAUGGAACUGCUUGGAAAACCGAAUGCUCCUAUAUUAAAAAAGACCAAAACCUGUUAAUGUUUCUGGAACCAGAACCUCCGAAAGACCUUAACAGAAUCAUCAAAAUUCCUGGGGCAGAAGACACAAAGAAGGGUGUAAACAAAGAUCAAAGCAAUGACAAUAAAAAUUUUACCCCAAAGCCUCCUGAUUUCUUCGCCAGUGGACUUCCCAGCAUCUAUUUGGAGGAAGCUAAAAUAAGUUUGGGCACUACAGCUAAGACAACAGAGAAUGAUUUAAUACAUGUAUCAGUCUUAAAUUUCCAUUUGGCUGAAAUGAGAAAAUUCUUACAGAAGGAAAGAGAAAUGAAUGUUUUUCUGGAGAAAGAAAUGGAAAAGAUGGAAAAUGAAUUAUUUCUUUGGAAAUGGAAAUAUGAAGAACUGAGACAAACCAAGCUGGAAACUCUGAAACAGCUGGAAAGAAUGCAGUGCAAGAAUGCUUCUGAAUGGGGAGAGAGAAAGCAACUAGGAGCAGAAAUACAAAGUUUGGAAGAAGAAACCAGAAAACUAAAAAUGCAGGUAAAAGAAAUUCAGGAACCUCUGGAGAUGAAAAAAAAUUAA